Messenger RNA from Onychostruthus taczanowskii (white-rumped snowfinch), 618 nucleotides. RefSeq names its product ring finger protein 222 (gene RNF222). The transcript has a single exon. NCBI's taxonomy places the organism in Eukaryota, Metazoa, Chordata, Aves, Passeriformes, Passeridae. The record is from RefSeq and is a predicted model, not a curated record. The coding region runs from base 1 to 618 and encodes 205 amino acids.
AUGUCCGAGACCCCCCCGAGCAAGGAUGCUGCCCCGGCCGAGUGCCCGGUGUGCUACGAGAGGUUCCAUCCCCUGGAGGCCACGCACCGGCGGCUCAGCUGCGGCCACACCUUCUGCCACGACUGCCUGGUGAAGUGCCUGCUGUCUGCCAAGCUGGACGGGCACGUCCAGAGCAGCAUCGUGUGCCCCGUGUGCCGCUUCGUCACCUUCCUCAGCAGGAAGAAGGCUCAGUGGCCGCCCAGGGCCACCGAGCCCCGCUCGCUGGAGGUGCCCCUGUCGCCGUCCUCGCUGUCGCAGCUGGCCAAGAGCGAGGCCAGCAACACGCUGGUGGUGCCCAGCCACUUCGUGCUGCCCGAGCGGAGCCCGGAGCGCUGCCCGGCGGGGCUGGCACGGGAUGCUCACAUCUUUGUCAUCAGCGAGCACGGCGUGCCGCUGGUGGCCGCGCAGGACUGCGGCUCGCCCAGGAGGAGCUCGCUGUCGCUGUCGGUGUCGUCCGGCCCGGCGCUGGGGCUGCAGUGCUGCCAGUCGCCCAUGGCGCUGGCCGUGAUGCUCGUGCUGACCGUGGCCAUGCUGGCCGCCGUGCUGCCGUGGCUGCUGCUGGUCAGGAGGGACUUGUAG